Molecule: messenger RNA, 1131 nt
Organism: Penicillium coprophilum
Lineage: Eukaryota; Fungi; Ascomycota; Eurotiomycetes; Eurotiales; Aspergillaceae
Product: polysaccharide lyase family 1 protein
Exons: 4
Coding region: 1-1131 (376 amino acids)
Molecular function (GO): pectate lyase activity
Source: RefSeq, a predicted model, not a curated record
AUGAAGAUCGCAGCCAUCAUCGCAGCACUCGCAGUGCGAGCCGCUGCCGUCGGUGUCACCGGCGCAGCAGAGGGUUUCGCCAAAGGCGUCACUGGCGGUGGCUCUGCCACCCCCGUCUACCCCAGCACUACAGCCGAGCUGGUCUCGUACCUGGGUGACUCCUCACCCCGCGUGAUCAUCCUAUCCAAGACCUUCGAUUUCACCGGCACAGAGGGAACCACCACCGGCACCGGCUGCGCGCCUUGGGGUACAGCCUCAGCUUGCCAGGUCGCCAUCAACCAAAACAACUGGUGCGGGAACUACGAGCCAAACGCACCCUCCACCCCUGUCAGCUAUGACAAUGCCGGCGUCCUCGGCAUAACCGUCAAAUCCAACAAAUCCAUCGUCGGCUCCGGCUCAAAGGGUAUAAUCAAGGGCAAAGGACUUCGAAUCGUCAGCGGCGCGAACAACGUCAUUAUCCAGAACGUCGCUAUCACCGACAUCAACCCCAAAUACGUCUGGGGCGGCGACGCAAUCACCAUCAACAACGCCGACAUGGUCUGGAUCGACCACGUCACGACAGCACGCAUCUCGCGCCAACACAUCGUCCUCGGCACCGAGGCCUCCAAGCGCGUCACUAUUUCCAACAGCGUCAUUGACGGCACCAGCACAUACUCUGCUACCUGUAACGGCUACCACUACUGGGGUGUCUAUCUCGACGGAUCUAGUGACCUCGUUACCAUGAAGGGUAACUACAUUUUCCACACUAGUGGACGUGCGCCGAAGGUGCAGGGGAAUACGCUUUUGCAUGCCGUCAACAACUACUGGUACCAGAACGUCGGCCACGCGUUCGAGAUCGGCACGGGUGGAUAUGUCCUCGCUGAAGGCAAUGUGUUCCAGAACAUUGCUGCUGUUGUCGAGACGCCGAUUUCCGGACAGUUGUUUACGUCGCCGGAUACCAACACCAAUGCAGUUUGCAGCACUUACCUUGGGCGGGCGUGUCAGACUAACGGGUUUGGAUCGUCUGGAUCGUUUAGUCGGGCUGAUACCGGAUUCUUGGCUAAUUUCGCUGGGAAGAAUAUUGCCGCUGCGACAGCUUAUACUUCUGUUGUUGCGAGUGUCAAUGCUAAUGCUGGACAGGGUAAGCUGUGA